Anthostomella pinea is the source of this 1416-nucleotide messenger RNA. Lineage: Eukaryota; Fungi; Ascomycota; Sordariomycetes; Xylariales; Xylariaceae. The record is from the annotation of a GenBank genome assembly.
AUGCUCAACGAAGAUGCGGACGCUCCCAAGCAGCUAGUAGACAAGACCUUUGCGGAAUUGAGGAAGCAGCCCUUGAAUCAGAAAUGCUUCGAAUGCGCAGGACCCGCGGCUUGGGCAUCUGUCACCCUGGCCCUCUACGUCUGCUACGAGUGUUCCGGUCGACACCGUAAUAUGGGCAGCACUAUAUCCUUCAUUCAGUCCCCGACCAUGGACAACUGGACAUGGAGAAAUCUCCGUAGGUUGAGAGUGGGCGGGAACGAAAGGGCGGCGAAGGUCUUUGGCGACCCGGACAAAACGAACCCCACAGAUUAUCCGCGCAAGUACAUCGACAAUGCCGCCGCCGAUAAGCACAGAAACCGCCUCAGUCAAGAUGUUGCAAUGGACAUCAAACUGUAUCCCGACUUCUUGCGCAAUACCACUGAAACGCUUCCUGAAGCCGACGAAGAUGAGUUUUGGGGGAAGUUCAACAACGUCAAGAAGCCUACACCCCCUGUUUCGCGGAUUGGCACACCACCAGUGACUGGACGCACGUCAUCACCUCUCCCGAUCACAGGCACCAAUGGCAGCGCAAUCUCAAGAUCGGCAUCACCUCUUCCCAAGCCUGACUCUAACGGGGGCAAACCUGCUACCAGCCGAGUCACAACCUCUGCCGCUCUCCGAAAGACGAACCCGACGGGACCCCGUAAAGCUAACAUACUCGGUGCAAAGAAGACCACCAAGCUCGGGGCUAAGAAGGUAACGGCAGAUGUCAUCGAUUUCGACGAAGCUGAGAAGAAGGCCAAAGAAGAGGCGGAGCGGAUAGAGAAGUUAGGUUAUGACCCUGAAGCCGAAGAGGCCGAGACGAAGAAGAAGACACCUGCUGCCCAAACGGAAGCCAGCAAUGUUGUAUCGCCAACACCAAUCAGCCCGCGUGAUUCUGCUUCGGAGCGCGCCGGUCAAAAAUCGGCCGCCGAGGUCGAACGCUUGGGCAUGGGCUUUGGGCGCCUUGGAUUCGGUCAAGUGGGAGGUAGCAAGCCUACUGCCGCUCGCGCUGGAGGGUUCGGAUCGGUUGGCCCUGCCAAGGCCGCUACUGAAGAUGACGACCAACGCUACGCACGGAACAAGUUCGGCACCCAGAAGGGCAUUUCCUCUGAUGAGUUCUUUGGCAAAGGGUCAUUCGACCCCAGCGCCCAGGCCGAGGCAAAGACACGACUGCAAGGAUUCGAGGGGGCCACCUCGAUUUCUUCGAACGCCUACUUCGGACGGCCCGAAGAGGAGAACCCCGAGGAUGAUUAUGGCGAUCUCGAGUCAGCCGCCAAAGACUUCGUCCGCAAAUUCGGAAUCACUGCGGGCGACGACUUGGACAAUCUGACGAGUGCACUGGGCGACGGAGCCACUAGACUGCAGGGUGCUAUUCGUAACUACCUCAACGGCUAA